Messenger RNA from Paramuricea clavata, 15654 nucleotides. Lineage: Eukaryota; Metazoa; Cnidaria; Anthozoa; Malacalcyonacea; Plexauridae. The record is from the annotation of a GenBank genome assembly.
GUUUUAAAGGAUUAAUCGUGUUCGGUGCUUAUUUUCACAAUCUCUUCUCACUUCAAUUGGACAAGUACAGCGUUAUUCAAGAUGUCAAGACUUAUCUUAAAAUUUAGACACUCGACUGAAGUCUUAAAAACCCUUAAUGUUUUUUCUCGCUGUAUUCACAACGCAACCGGGCGGAACUUGGUGAAUUUGGGCAUUGCUUCGAAUAAACCUACAAAGCUGGUACUAUGUGGCGCUGGUGUCAAUAAGGUGAGGAAAUUGAAAUAAUUAUUGUCAACCUUUGUCUGUGAUAAAAUCCUCGAUUAAUUUCUACAAUCGAGUAUUUUGAUCGGCCAUUUCAACAGAGGGUAUCAUUGUUAUUGACUUCUUGUCUCAUAAACCCUGCACUUGUUCCUGCAAUUGCAAGAGAGUAAUCUCCAACAAAACUAUUCACAUUGCAUGAUUUGCCCUUUCAAACUAGUUAAUUUAAUUAAGUUAAAUUAAGAUAAGACAUGCUCUCAACACAUUUGUUGCUGUCUAAUGGUGACAAGCAAGAUGUCGUUGGCACCUAAAAUUGCUGCGAUCGUAUGCUGCUAUAGUAAAGGUUCUGAAAUCACCUGUAUCAUCAAGCAAAUGUGUCUGGUUCGUUAUUGUCACCUCUAAUAUAGAACACCAAAUAAAUAUAUAACCGCUGAAAAACGUCAUUGAGUGAAUAUACAUGGAAUAAAUUAGCAUGCAUUAAAAAAAUCGUUUUUGUUAGGCCAGGGUUUGGUUUCCCACACCAUUGACGUCACCCAUGUAAGAAAUAGAAAAUAUUUCCCGUGUUUCUGUAAAGUUAUAGAAACACGCGUGACAGUUUGGGAGAAACGAGAAAUCUCGUGGGAACACGAGCACGAAGUGCGAGUGUUUCCACUCAAGUUUCGAGUUUCACAAGUGUUUCUAUAAACUCUUUCAAAUAAAAAUAUAUAAACUCUCACAAACUUUCACAAGUGUUUCUAUAAACUCUAUAGGAACACGGAAAAAAUGGUUCUAUUUCUUUUAUUAAAUAGCCUUUUAAAAACAAUAGAAAAGAUAAAUUUAUUGAUUUUAAAUGCUUUCAUUCAAAUAUUAAUUCCACCAUAAUAUACGUUCGUGUAAAGAAUAAUUAUAAAAGCAUAGCGAGGUAAACAAGUAUAUCGCUGUCAAAACAACAACAGCACUUAACAGGCUUACUUUAUCAAAGUAUAUAAUGCACUCAACAACGUACAUGCUUGCAUGCAAAGAAAGAUCUGUUUUAAAUAGUUAGUGAACAUUUAUUAAACAUGAUUAAAAACUAUAGCUAUAGUAAACAUGAUCAAAAACGUCGCGAGGAAAUAUUUCUUUAAAAAGACAAAGUAAAAUUGAAAUAUCUUACCUUGGUAAACAGUCAAACAGAUACAACGUGUGCUAUUGUAGUUUGUGCUUUAGGUCUUCACUUCCUAAGUUAGCAAAGUGCUGCCGCCUUUUAUUUUGAAACGAUUCUUCCGGUGUUUCAGGACGUUUUCGACUUUUUUCAAAAUUAAAUAUUGUUUGUAUUUUGUCUUUUAAACACCCGCGCAAUUCACGCAACCCUCGUGAAAAGUUCCCGUGUUUCUAUGGAGUUAUAGAAACACGGGUUUUUUGAGCUUUUGACCAAUCAGCGUCCGUGUUUUUAAAAGGCUAUUUUAUAAGUAUUAAUAGUCAAGGCUAAGAUAUUCUAUGGAAAUACAAAAGAGCUUAUUAUAUAUUGACGUUGGUUUAUGGUUAUGCAAAAUAUUAUGGUCAUUUAACCGUCAUGAACACGUGCGCAUUGUUUUCUCGCCAAAUAAAACAAAACAUAAUUAAAUCGAAACCGGCAUCGCUUCUGUUUGGCUGGGCGAAAAAAGCAAUUCACGCAUGACGCUGAACUGACCAUUUUUUAAUAAAUCAAGACAAAAACCUUUAGAUAACGAGGCUAAUUUUUAUCGAAUAUGAUUGCUACGUUGGUGUGCUAGUCAUUCUAACUCGCAGCUGUAAGCCAAGCUGAACUAUACAAGGGCACAACUCAACCAGAUCUAGUCAAAUGUCCUCUAAACGUGCCUUUGACAAAUCAUCUUUAAUUUUUACGUUUGUAGCAAAUGGGCACAAAACGCAGCAAGAGCCAUCACCAUGAAGGUUUGUUUACUCUUGGCUGAUAGUAAUACCAUUUGUAUGUUUCAAAGACUAUGCACCGAAUGAAAAUUAAAUAUUGCUCAGAAUAUAUAGGAAUUAUGAUCAGUGCUAAUUAACUACUUGGUUUUUCAGGUAGCGUGAUACAGUUUUAAAAACAACGGAAAAUUCGCGAUUUAGAUUCGCAGUUUUGGACAAUUACUACAACAGAACAUAGAGGUUCGAAUUUUUUGACAAACGUUAUGCAAAGGCAGUUGAUAUGGCAGCAAUAUUGGGACCUUUAGCAAAUAGGUGACGGCAACGCAACGACGAUGGCCAAAACAAACUCGUUCAAAUAAGUAACUUUCCUAACAACAUGUCUUGCUUUAUCCCUUGUAUGAAUUUGUUGCAGCUUAAGAAGGUUAGGACAGAGGUUUAUAGUCGAGAAGGUUUCUACUAAACCAAUUUAACGAAGGCGACUUCUCGCGGCUUGAAUAGCCUGCGUGCAGCCUGACUUUAAAUGGAGAGAAGUCAGUCUGCGAAUCAGGGAACAAUACCGUGUUCGCGCCAUCUUUUGAAUUGCAUGGAUUUCUGUAUUCAAACGUGAUUGUCUAUUGCUCAAAAGCCUAACACACACGCUACGAUUGGCCAAUUCGUUAAUAUAUAUUUGGUUCAAACAACAUUCCAGAAUAAAAAAAAUGGCGGACGAAAACACAACGAGCAAUGUUGUGUGUAAUUUAUGCUCAAACCCAUACAAAAAAUUUGAAAGGGUUCUCAUUGAGGUUCCCAAGACGCCAUUUUGCUAAAUAUAUUAUUUUCACGCCUGACAAAAAUGCAUGCUAAAGCGCUAAUGUGCUACAAAUUCUUUAAUUUUCAUCCUGUUUCUACAAAAUUUCGCAUAGACAUAUAAUAGAACAUGUCAUUCUUAGAAAUCGUAUGUUUUUGUUUUUCGAAUUGCUACAUUUUUGGUGGGAAAAUGACGUCACAAACUUGCCGCUAAAAAAUUAACAGUUAGCUAUUGUUAAUUUUAUGCACUUAUUCGGUAGCCGACAUUGAGAGAGUCUUAAACUGAAGUCUGUUUCGAAAAACAACCAUUCCUUGCGAAGAUAUCAUGACUCAAAUUUCUAAAAAUCGGCCAUUUUCGUCUAUUUUUAGCAAAAAAUGGCCGAUUUUCGACAUUUGUUCCGGUAUAUCUUCGUGAGAAAUAAUCGUAUUUAGAAACGGACUUCAGUUUUCUAUUACUCUCUCAAUGUCGGCUACCGAAUAAGUGCAUAAAAAUAGCAAUAGCUAACUGUUAAUUUUUUAGCAGCAAGUUUGUGACGUCAUUUUCCCGCCAAAAAUGUAGCAAUUCGAAAAACAAAAACAUACGAUUUCUAAGAAUGACAUGUUCUAUGUCUAUGCGAAAUUUGGUAGAAGCAAGAUGAAAAUUAAAGAAAUUGAAGCACGUUAGCGCUUUGGCAUGCAUUUUUGUCAGGCGUGUUUGUUGAACUGAAUCUAUUAACGAAUGGCCAAUCGUAGCGCGUGUAUUAGGCUUCUGAGCAAUAGCCAAUCACGUUUGAAUACAGAAAUCCAUGCAAUUCAAAAGAUGGCGCGAACACGGUUUGUUCCCUGAUUCGCAGACUGACUUCUCUUCAUUUAAAGUCAGGCUGCACGCAGGCUAGGCUUGAAAAGCAGACGUUGUAUACCAAAUGUGAAAAGCUUUAGUUUACUGUUGUAAAUAGAGCAAGGACGGCGUCUAAAACUCCCAAGAGGCCUUUAAUUAUGCAUUUAUUUUCUACACUGUCAUAAAUUUAAUGUAUUAAUAGCCGUUGCGGCCUGCUAGUUAAAGGUCCCUAAUGUCGUUUGAAGACGCCGGAAAUUUCCACUAGCGAUUUCUUUUGCGCCAAUCAACUUUAUUCAUUUGUCUAAAACUAAUUGGUUCCAAAAGGUUGUUGCCAAAAGCUCAAGGACAAAAGCAAAUAGGCGCUUCGCGAGAAAUAAUUCGCUAGUGAAAAACCGGCUUUAUUUGGAAACGACAUCAGUGAUUCCCAAAUUUUAUUUUAUAGACAAUGAUUUAUUUUAGUAUUCUCAAUUAUUUUGCGGACAUUUUCGAAAAAAAAUUCUGUUGAGCCAAAAAAAUGUAAUUCGAAUAGUCACAUUUACGUAACUGUUGUGAAAAAUUCGAAUCCUUGAUGUUAUUUCACAACAAACAAUAAGAGAUUUUUUUGUUUUUCAACAAGUAAUAAUUCUCCAAAAAUACAGAUUUAAAUCGUGAACUUUCUUUUAAAAAAAUCUUUCGAUCAAUAAUAAGAGAAAUGAAAGAUAGUUUUUACCGCAAUGCAAACAACUUACUUACUUCAGCAGAAAUUGAAUGCUAUACUUGCGGGUUACAUUGUGCCGCUUUAACCUAAAUAAAAGAAUAUGUAUUAUUACUUAAAUAUUAGGUGCCUGUUUUAUUGCAGAAGCUUUAGUUUUCUAAAAUUUGUGCUUUCAAUGAAAUAUUGUUUCCCAAUAGUUCCUUAUGUCCCUGUCAUCGACAUUGCCAUUAAUGAUGGAGACAUUCGUCGAUUAUGGUCUUACAAUAGCGCAUAUGGGGGCAAAUACGUCUUUGUGACAAACAACCCCGCGCCAGAAGGUAAAGUCAUCAAUUUAACUUGAAAUACAUGUACAUGCAUGCUUACGGCACCCCUUGCUUAUAUUUUCCAAACAUUGAUUUAACAUGAAAUAUGAGUAAUUGGCCAAUAUUGAACGCAGUGAGCGUUGUGCGGCACGUUUUGGCCAAUGUUUUGUACAAAACGACGAAAAAUAAUUGGUACUUUUAUCUAUGCAACAACAGUGGUGAUACCCCCGCCACGUUGUUCAGAUAGCAUCGGUCUUGCGGCGGAAGUAAUUAGUAUACAACCUCACAAUAGCGUCACGUUACCAAGUUGCGUUACCAUACGUCACAUUAAGUUGCGUUACAGGGUUACGCUACCUGUCACAUAAUUCAAAGACGUAACUGAAGGCGUGCUUUGUAGUGUGGCGGAUAUGUGCAUCGAUGUUUCCGAAGAGGGUUAAAAGCACCAAAUUGUAGCACAUUUACACAGUAGCAUAUUUUUAUGAGUAGAACAACAUGCAAAAGUGGGGCCAUCGUGAAACUGUUUUUUAGAGAGUUACGAUGCUAUUAGCAUUAUUUGCUAUUAAAUUCUACUACAACAAAAAAUGUGAAAUUUUGAAUUGAAUCGCGACAAAUAUAACUUGCAUCAUCAGAAAGCUUGUAAAAAACUACAUAAAAGACUUUUAAACAGUUUUUUUAUUCGUCAAAUGGUUAUUGCUGUAAAUUAGGCACAUUAUCUCGCUGAAAGUCCCUAAUUAAUUAUUCCAUGUUUGAAAAUGCGUAUUUAACAGUUUAUAAUUCGAAAACUAUUUCAGAAAUAAAAAAACUGUCUAAACGUCUUAUAUGCAGGAUAAGCUUUCUGAUGAUGCAAGUCAUAUUUGUUCUAAUUGAAUACAAAAUUGGCUAUAAUAGAAUUCAAAAGAAGAAAAUCACUAAUCGCCCGUUUUCAGGAGUUAGCAGCAAAAUAGCGAUGGCCUCACUUCAAAUAACUAUUAAGCAAAUAAAACUACAUCAAUUGUAAAAGUUUGAUGCUUUUAACGUCAACGGGAAAUACUGAUCAAUAAUUUUACACAUAUCCGCCUCACUAUUGCCAAAUAAGCAACAUGUCACAGGCGUGCCCUUUUCGUGCUACCGAUUUUCAUUAAUCACAAAAUGUAUUUUGUUUAUUCAGAAUUCAUUUCUGACAAAUUUGUGAUAAAACCAAAAGAAGUUACUGAUAGUUUGCAUGUAUACAAAUGUGAAAAACAGUUAACUCAGUUAGUAGAGCAAAGGACCGUAGUUAUUACCAUAUAAUUAUUCCUUACGUCACCUGUAAGUUAGAAAAUAUUUGCCUUACAUGCGCCACGUAACACGUCGUGGGUUCCAACUUCCAAUACCACUCCUGGCAAAUUUAUUUUCAAAACGCAUUCGAAAUUCGUUUCAAUUCUUUUGAUGAAUUUUAUUUAAUGGAGCCGUUUUGAGUAAUAAGUUUCCAAGGUGAAAUAAAAAUCGCGACAUAUUUUAAACCGAACUUGGCAGGAGCUAAGCACAAGUUAACAUGGUUGUCAACGUCGUUGUUAUGGUCGAUAUUUGCAUAUUACACAGUCAUUAAAAAGUGACCAAACCGCCCACUCCAUUUGGAUACGAUUUUAUAUUUCAUCAAGCGAAAAAGAAGGGAACAUAUUUUUAUAAUUAUGGUUAGCCGGUAUAAGUUCUGGGUUUUGCGAUAUAUAUCGAAAUUUUGUCUCGUUGAUAUCCAAAAUGUGUGCAGCCAAAGUCAUCAACAGUGAUAAAUUUGAUAUCUUAAGUGUUUAUUACGGAUAGAUAGGGAUUCAGUAUUUAUUACGCGGGCGUAGACCUUGAUUCGAACGCAUGGCUCUGUGGGCAUAAAUUUCAACAAGAAGUUAGAUUUAACACACAUUUAUUUUUUCAAAACGUUAACAAAAUAUUUUUCUACAAAAUGUUGAAAAAAUGUUCUACACUUGUUAUACUGCUACUAUAAUGGAUGGUUUGUCCUAAGAUAUUGAUAUAAUGACAUAUUGAUAUCCUAAGAUAUUGCAUGACAUCCUAAGAAAUUGCACAAUAUCCUAAGGUACUGUAUUAUAUCCCAAGAUAUUGUAUGAUAUAUCAAGAUAUUGAAAUUUUAAGAUACUGAUAUCUUAAGAUAGUGGAUAAUACCCACAACUUUUCUACCGCACCGGGGUAAUAACUACAGUCCUUUGCUCUACCAAUUGAGCUAACGGUACAGUUUAAAAACUAACUUCUAAUUCACACUUUUAUACCGGCAAACUAUCAGAAACCUCUUGUCGUUUUGCCACAAAUUUGUCAGAAACUAAUUCUGAAUAUAUGAAAUACAUUUUGUAAUUUAUGAAAAUCAGCAACAAGGGCGCGCGUGUGAUAUGUUGCCUAGUUCGCCCCAGUGCGCCUUGAGUUACGUCAUUGGGUUAUGUGACCGGUAACAUAUUCAUGUAACGCAACCAAAUGUGAUGUAUGAUAACGUUACUCUGUGACAUGUAAAGUAAAGUAACCGUGUAGCGCAAUUCUAAUGUGACGUAUGAUAACGCAACUUGGUCAAGUCACACUAUUGUGACGCUACAUACAAAUUACUCCCGCCUCUAGAGCCGAUGCUAUCUGAACAAGGUGACGUCAUAGAUUUUCCAUGCUAAUUACUUCCGCUGCCAUACGGGGACUGUCGCUAUUAACAAUGUAUUUCAAAAUAUAUACACCCUUAUCACGGUGGGUAAAAAAGACAGCAAAUUCGGCAAGGGUCCAAUAACUUUCUGUCGUUAGUUUGGAAUAUCACGAAACUUUCUCACAGGAUAGUACUUGACAUUCCGAAAAACGUAUGUUUUUUGUUUUUUGAUAUUGUUAUAUUUUGGCAGGAGAAUGACGUGCCAAAUUUGGCGCCAAAAAAUUAAACUCGAGAUAAGAAAAUGCUAGGAGCUUUUUUGAGGAGAUUGUACUAUAAGGAUCUCAAAACUGUAAAAACAUUGAAAAUACGCCAAACGAUUUUUAGGAAUGUCAAAUACUAUCCUGUGAAGAAGUUUCGUGAUAUUUCAAACGAACUACAGAAAGUUAUUAGACCCUUGCCGAAUUUGCUGUCUUUUUUGCCCACCGUGUACAUUAUCUUUCAUUUUGUCAGCUUUUACUCAUUGUAAAAUUUACUGUAGUCUGAAACGCUUCGUAAAAUUUUUGAAAUGUUCAUUCAACUAUAUAUAAAUUCCUUUUGCUGAUAAACAGUUCAAAUUAUUGAGUAAUUUCAAUUCAGUGUCGAUAUUAGUUUGCUCUCCUUUACAUUUUAAGUUGUUGUUUCCUAAAUUUAGUCUAAAUAGGGUAAUUUAGGGAACUUAGGGUUACAUUUAAUCGCAAUUAAGCAGUGCAUGUUUUGCAUAUUUAUUAUUAGCAUGACAAAAUUACUGGAUGCUGAUUGGUUGAGAGGAGUACAAUUAUUUCAUUAUUUAUUUAUCUUCUGUAAUCAGUGGCAAAUACUGCAAUUUCAUUGGUUUACAGGAGUGCGAUUUGAGCAUAAAUCGCACCUUUUGUGAGCUGUAAUCGCACUCUUGUCUACAGCCAAUAAAAAUAAGUCUAGUAUUUACAACUAGCCAAUCAGCAUUCGGAUACAAACUUUGAAUUUUAUUUUCUUUAUUGCUGUAAAAAAUUUCAAAAUGGAGGAAUUCAUAAAUUUUGAAAAUUUUGACCUUUUAAUUUUUAAAUCAGCCCUCGAAACCUUCAAAAUUGAGGUCGGAAAAAAAAUGCCGACCUAAAUCUGGCCUAGCUCGACACAUCUCGGCAUUUUUUAAAAUCUGUUUCCAUGUCUUGGAGCACUAGUAGCCUCCACUAGUAAUCACGUACUUACGAAUCAUUGAAAAGUAUAAAUGUCACGAAGGCUUUUCUUUUAGAGUCUUACCUAAAUGAUAUCAUAAUACCCCUUAAUUCUUAAACAUUACACCAAAGUGUAUAGAAUUCUAUAAUUGCUGACUUUUUAACAGCUAUAAGCACCAAAAAAUAUUCUUACUUUCGCUGAAUUAAGGUCGGCAAAACAUUGCCGACCUGGGAGGUUGACAGGUCGGCAUUUUAAUAGGUCGGCAUUGCCGAAUGCCGAUCUCGUUUUCGAGGGAUGUUAAAUUAUAUAUUUUCUGACGAAAAUGACCUACCUGUUCUUCCAGCAGAUGAUACCGAACUAGACACAACCAGGAGUUAUAUUCCAAUCAAAUUGAGAUGAUUAACUGAACUAAAGAACUUCACUAUUUUGAACACGUUAUAAACAUACAAACAUGGCUUCCCAAUUGUGUGUUGAAUAAUUCAAACAAAUGUUGUCAUGUGAUAUACCGGAAAUAAUGCCCGGAAGUUAAUAAUAUGUUAAUUUGAUUAUAUAUGAUAAAUAAUAAUUCAAAAUUGCACAAUUUCACUAAGAAUUGUCGUGACAAAAAUUGAAUAAUUAUAUUGAAUUUCAACAAAUUGUAUUUUUGUGCUUUUCCCCCUUAAACAGUUUGAUUACAGAAGAUAAAUAAUUAAUAAGUAAUAGAACGAAUUAAGUUGCACUAUUAAUGCCAUAAUCAUACUCGUGAUUAACAAAUCAACCUCCCGCUACGCGGUCGGUUGAUUUUGUAAUCACUCGUAUGAUUACGGCAUUUAUUAUUAGCAUGACAAAAUUACUGGAUGCUGAUUGGUUGAGAGGUGUACAAUUAUUUCAUUAAUUGUACAGCUGUACAAUUAAUGAUUUUUCAAAAAAUAAAAAAAAUGGCGGAAAGGUAUGUAAAUACAAAUUUAAAUGACUAGAAGAACUAAAAGCAAAAGCCAAAAACGAAAAUACAAGCAAAAGUACAUAAUAUUGGUUAAAAGUAUGGCAAGACUGGGCUUUGGUAAAACAGUGUGACCCUGAAAUCGAAAAUUAUCCACCUGAAGAGCUUGAUAAAGCACUACAAAAGUUUUACGCUGAGGUGCGUACGAAGAAAGGGGAAGAUUACGAGCCUGACUGCUUGAAAGUUAUGCAAGCUGGUUUUGACAGUUUUUUAAAUAAAAAACAUAAACUAUGCCUGUUCAAUAAUUCGUGACCGAGAAUUUCACCAUUCAAAGCAAAUUCUCGAGGACAUGGCUCGUCAACUCCGCGAUAAUGGUUGCGGGAAAAGACCAAAUGCAGGUAAACCGCUGACCCUGCAAGAAGAAGAAUUGCUGUGGGAACAAGAAAAGCUGGGCAAUUCGUCUCCACAAGCACUAAUUAACACAAUGUGGUGGCUACUUACUCAACACUUUGGUCUACGGGGACGACAGGAACACCAUACAAUGGCAGUCGAAGAUUUCGAGUUUGGGGAAGACGACAACGGCAUCGCGUACGUCAGCUUCAAGGAAAAUCCUACAAAAACUCGCCAAGGAGGUCUCCACAUCACUAGACGACAACAGCUGCCGAAAAUGUUUGCCACUGGUGAAAAAAGAUGCCCGGUUUCUUUGUUUAAAGAAUAUCUCAUCCGUCUUCCAGAAUCUUUGCGAACAAAUGGGCCAUUUUAUCUCAUGCCAUUGUCGAAAACAAACCCAAACAACGACGUCUGGUUCAAAGUGCAAAAUCUUGGUGUCCAUUCAAUCGAUAAGAUAAUGAAAACGAUGAUAGCUGACACUCCACUGGCAAGUAGUUCCAAAAGGCUGACAAAUCAUUCUGCCAGAAAAACCCUCGUGAAGAAGCUGCGGUCAAACAACGUUGAGCGUUCGUCCAUCAUGAAUGUGACUGGUCACAGAAACGAGCAGUCGCUGAACGACUACGACGAGGGAAACGAGCACAUAUCCAAUCUAAUCGGCAGCUCCAAAUCAGUCAGCUCAUUUAGUAAACAAAAGCCAAUGUCCAUGAAUAUGAUGAACAUUGCCCCACCAAGUGCACAGCAGCCUUCCACUUCAAGCGGUUUUCAACGAGUCGGUUUUUUUCCCAAAAACACGUUUAACCACUGCAAUGUCGUUUUCAAUGUUGGCCAAGGUGAAUCCAGCUUAUCCCCAAAGUCGAAAAGCGCCGUUACAAGCGAAUUGUUAUCGACAGUGAAUCCGAUUCACAAGAAUAAAAUAUAUUAACCGAAGGCAUCGGCUUAGAUUUAAACGUUGACUGUUUGUUAUUGAUUUCAACAUUUAGCCACGUUUGCAAACAUUUUUUGAAUAUUUAUAUUAUCCAGCAUAUUUUGAACAUACUAUGAUCUGACCAUUUCUAGUUCAUGUACAUAAUUUGUAUUGUGUUUCUGUUGAAAUAAACAAUCUGGACACAUCUCUGAUUGUUAAUAUUUAACUUUUUACGCGUGAUCGAACCAAUGUCUGCUCACGUGAUUUCGGCUUGAAAUUUCGCCUGAGGGAGGGCCUAGUGGAUGUAAUUUUUUCAUGCUAAUAAUAAACAAAUAACAACUCGUGAUGUUUGCAAAUUUUGCCAAAUUGGACUCGCCCCGGCGGCUCGUCCAAUUUUGGCAAAAUUUGCAACCAUCACUCGUACUAUUAAUCCCUAAUUGUACGAGCAACAUCGCAUAAUCACCUAUACUAAUAGCACUCCUAUUCAUUCUAUUACCAUCAUUAAUUGUACUGCAGUACAAUUAAUGAUUUUCCCAAAACAAACAAAAUGGCGGAAAGGUAUUUUAAACACAAGCGUGAAAUGAAAUUGCCGUGAAGGAACUAGAUGAAAAUACCAACAAAAGCACCAAAUUUUGCUUGAACAAAACAACUAAAUGAAAAUACAAACAAAAGCACCAAAAUUUAGUUGAAAGUGUGGCAGAACUGGGCUUUAGCGGGAGAAUAUGAUGUUGACAUUUCCAAACAUCACUCGUACUAUUAAUCCCUAAUUGUACUCGCCAUCGCAUGAUUACCUAUACUUAUAGACAUUCAGUGUUGUAAUGAGUCGAGUCAUUGACUCGGACUCGAGUCGCUAUUUCCAGCGACUCGAAUCGAGUCCAAUACGAAAAAUGACUCGACUCGAGCCAACAGCCCCAAAAUGACUCAACUUGCUGAUUUUUGUCCUAAAUGACUCGAGUCAAAUCGGGUACAAUUUGCACAGAAGAAAUUCAUCAAAAUUAUUGUGAUUGUAUUACUUAGCGGGAAGAACAAUGAUUACUGUGAGCAAUGAGAACUACGAAACUUUAUCAGAAAACAUAUGGGAAUUUGCAUAGAAUAUAUCCCUGACGAGCAUGCUUAUUAUAUUUCUGUUUUUAGAAACAACGCUAGAGCCACCGUUUUUAAAACGGAGUCCCAAAAUUUCCCGGAAAGGCGCUCGGCCCCGUUGGCUCGGUGAUUACCUACUAAACUGAGACUAUUUAUUUUUACAACAAUUGUGAUAUUACUUUCCUAACUAUGUUUAUCCUAACCCACCGUGUCAACUUUCCCUGUGGGAGGAUAUUGGAGCGCACGGAGAAAACUCACGACAUUCUCCAGAGCGUUGACAGACUCUUUUCACACGAGUCCAUGCAUUAGUCCAGACCGAGAUUCGAACCUGCAAUCCCAGAGGUGAAAGGCUCAAAUUCCCUGACUCAAGUCAAGUUUAGUUGUUGACUCGACUUAAACCACUGACUCAACUCGACUAGAAUGAAGCCGCUGACUCGACUCGAUCAGAAACUGAAAUGACUCGAUUCGACUCGUGACUCGACCUUUGAGUGACCUUGACUCAUGAUUCGACCUGUAGGUGACUUGUUACAACACUGUAGACAUUUAUGAGGAACAUUUUAAAGUAAACUUGCUGCAUAUUUCACGAUUCCCUAGAUAGUAAAUUAAUUCUUCUUAUUUCUUCAAAUUGCACGAAGGCUUAAUGUAUGAAACAAUUUUCCAAAUAUAUGUAUCUUGCUUCUGAUUAUACCACUCAUGCAUGGCAACAUAUUUUGAGAUUCAACGAGGAUUACCACCCACACGUGCGAUGAAAUAUAACCAUUCGACCGCAAUUAUUGAUAGACUUUAUAGACUUCGCAAAUCUUUCCUUUCCUCGAAGGUGUGUGAGCGGAAUUAGUAUACCCUCGCGCCGGGCUCUCACAGAAUGGAGCUUCGUCCUGUUGGCUUGGGAGAAUAUUCUACUCAAUAUUUCACAUAUUAUUUCAUUAUUUCUUUUUGCUAAUUAGUUAACUAUCUCCUAAGGGUGUUUGUAAUCAGUCCUUACGUCCUAUUGUUCUGGUUACAACACAUCGAACAAUACUUUUAAGUUUUUAUUAAUAAUUAGGUUUUCAUCUUCAGGUAGUUCUGCGUAUGUGGUGGCAGCAAGUGGCGAAGUUCAAGGAGCAACUAUUCGUAAGACAAUACUUCGCGCUUCAUAUAAUAACCUAAGCAUCAUUGAAACAGUUUUUCAAAAACCAUCGUACAAACAUUUGUCACUGUAAAGAAUUGCCUUCUCCUGCUUCCUAUUUGUUAAAAAACCCUAUAAAGUGUCUUGCUCACCAUUGAUUUAUUCGCACAAUAUACAAUAAUUUCUGUCAGAAUUAGGGCUGCAUGCCACAUUCGCGCUAACGUUGAUAUGCCAAUGCCAUACGUGUAUUGAAAGUUCGUUGUCCACGACGGUACGGAAAGUUUCUUUACAUAAAUUUUUUGGUUAAAAAUAAAAUAACAGAAGAUGUUUGCCUGAAGGCAGUUGAAAGGUUCGUGCAAGCAAAUAUUAUCCUAAGCAUAAUGAGAGGGGAUAAUGGAUAUUUGCCCACAAAUGAAAGUAAAGUAAAUAUAUUUCGGUUCCUCGGAAAAUAUUAAUUAUUCCUUCCUUUGGGAUAUAACAGUUUGCUAUACUAGCUGCCGUUGUAUAUGCGAAGAUGUCAUGUUUUGAUUGACCUGUUUCCUAUAAAAAAUCUUGUGGGCAGAUUUGUUUAAUUUAAAAAGAGCAGCUACAUGCUUAUAAAUUAGCCAUCCCAAGCUAGAUAACACUCGGUCAUUCAAUUAUAAUAACGUCUCCAAAAGCUUACUUCGGUAAUUCUCUUUAAAAAUAGGUAAAUUCAUAAAAUAAGGUUUAUACGCUAUAGUUUAAGAGUUUUCCUACUAGAUAAGUCGAAGUUAUUUAAGUUAUGAACACGCGUAAACUUGAUCAACCCAGCAUAUAACGGACUUGAGAAGUACGACGACGCCUUAAAUAAAAAUAUUGUCACGCCUCGGUGCUGUUGGUUGGAUUUGAAUCAACCCACUUUUGUAGUCACAUGCACAAGGUUCCCCUCGACCGUUAAUAUAAAUUGUUAUACAGUUUAAUUAUUGUCACAAAUCUCUCAGUCUCAAUUUUCCCUUCAAAGUUCUCUUUCUUUUCAUUCUUCCUCAGCUCUUCUUCGUCGUUUUAUUUUCGUUUUCUCAGUUUCUUCAUUGACAUCGUUCGGUUACUUUGAAUCCACUGCUAGUUCUACAUUUUCUAGCUCGUUCUGCAUUCCUUGGUAGUUCUGCAUUCCCUGCUAGUUGAGAUCGCAACUUCCUUUUAUACUAACGAUCGACGACCGGGCAAUCUUGUGCAUGUGACUACAGAAGUGUGUUGAUUCACGUCCAAGCUACCAGCUCUCUGUCUUUGUUUAUUUGAGGCGUCGAUGUACUUCUCAAGUCGGUUAUAUGCUCGGUUGGUUGAGUCUAAGAAUGUUCAUGACUUAACUAACUUAGACUUAUCUUAAAGGAAAACGUUCAAACUAUAAGUAUAUAACCCUUAUUUUAUAUGAAUUUAACUGUUUCUAAAAGGAACUUACCGAAGUAAGCUUUUGAUGACGUAAUGUUAUAAUUGAAAGGCCAAGUGUUAUCUAGCUUGGGAUGACUCAUUUUUAAGCCGAGUGACUGUUUACGUGAAAGGUCAAUGUUCAUGAGACCUCCAGCAGCCGCUUUUUUUCAACAAAUCUGCCAACAAGAUAUAAACUAUAGGAAACAGGUCAAUGAAAACAUGACAUCUUCGCAUACAUAUCGGCGGCUAGCCUAGCAAACUAUAAUAGCCAAAUGGAAGGAAUAAUUAAUGUUUUGCGAAGGACUGAAAUAUAUUUACUUUACUUUGAUUUGUGGCAAAAUAUUAAUUGUCUUUCUCAUUGUGCUUGGAAUAAUAUUUGCUUGCCCAAACCUUUCACCAGCGUUCAAGCAAACAUCUUCUGUUAUUUUAUUUUAUUUUAUUUUAUUAUUAACCCAAUAUUUUAUGUAUAAGUGAGAGUGCUCCGUAACAAUAUGAAAUUGAUUAACGAAUUUACCAAUCAAAGCAGAUUUUUAUAACACUAUGGCGUCAGGGCUGUUGCGAGAUGAUUUAUUUUUGAGCGGGGAAAAGGAGAGGGUAAUGAAAAAAGAGCUGGAAAAAGGAUGCUCUCUUUCGCAGACAUUCUUAUAACUCUCUAUACCCUGGGUUACAAAGGCUCCAGAGAGUUCCUUAGCUGGAGUUUGUGUGUCGUAAAUUGAAACUCUGUAAAACCUCUGAUUCAAAGAGGUGAUUGUAUGAUUGAACCGCGCCAAACACAAAACAAAAUUAGCUAUUGAGUCCAUUACAUAAUCUUAAAUAUAGACACCUGACUCGUGAAGGUUCAAAAUAGAAUUUUCAUUUUCAGAUAUUACGGUAAAAUAUAAGUUUCUCGAUUUUUGAUGCUAACUUGGCACCGUUUUUCAAUCUACAGUAUGUGACACUUAUAUCACAUAUUCAUGCACUAAAGUAAUUUUAGUUUUGCAAGCUAUGUUAUACAACUAUCAACUCAUAGAAAUCGAGAGCGAGUAAUCUUAUUGUUUUAGUAGAAUCACAGAUCAAACAUAAGAUAUUCCUCAGACACCUCAGAAAACGCGAACCGGAAGCCUUUCUUUAUUUCUUAUCGAGGAAUAGAUAGCGAGUAGAGUAGUAUCAUUUAUGUUCUUUAUUCUUGCCUCUUACAUUGCUUUGCCAGAAUAAUUUAUAACAAGACGCAUCAUUGAGCUUGUUGUUGCAACAAAUAGGCCUAAACUUCAUUACUUUUCCAUUUUUAGCUUUAACAGAUUUUAGGUUCGAUGUAGUACAACCAAUUCCUCUAAGGUUUGAACUGAAGUGUGUGAAAUACAACAUUUGGUAUGCUGUUAAUGGUUCAGAGAGCGAUGUUAUAGCGUCUGAG